GUCUACCAUCACCCUCCGUCUCGUUGCACUCUAACCACCUGAUGUCGUCUUUCGGCAUCUCACAAGAAGCCAUACAGGCCUUCUCACUCCUCGACCGCUCGAAUGUACCGGACACGCAUCUCCCCACUUCUCUCCCUCUCGCCUUUUCCUCCCCUUUACAGCACAUCAAUGUCCUGUCCACGCUUCACCUCCUGACGCACGUUCUGUCUGAUCCAGCUCACAUCCCAUACUUUGCGACUACGGGAACUACCCCCGUCGACAGCGCUACGCGAGGUAUAUUGAGCCUAUAUCUCUCUUCCUCGGAAAGCUGGGACAAGGACAAUUACCUCUCUGCCAAAGCUUGGCGAGAAGGCGUAUUGGACGAAUCGACACUAUGCACAUUCUUCGGAUUCGAAGUGAUGCAGGAGGAAGAGCACGAAUCGAUGAAGGGAGUCAAGGUCGGCAAACGAUGGGAUCAAGGGACAAAGCUGGUCGGACACGUGGUCGAUGUUCUACGAGAUGCUGGACAGAGAAUACGAGGGAAUUGUCUAGGUGCAGUCGUCGGUGAUGCGUUGGAACAGAGUCGGAAAGAGACUAGCUCAGUGGAGGAUUUUUCAGCGUGCUUUAUGGAUAGGGCGAUCGAAUUCUUACCCUGUUUGAAAGAUCCAUAUCCUUCGCCUUUGGGAAUUCACACUUGGCCGGCAGCGUUGGUCCGCUUGUUACAGGAUCUCUCGACGCUCAGACCUACCACGUCGACUCUAGGUGUAGAUCUUCCAGAUCCAGAAGAAUUGGCAAACCUUUCGCCUCUCCCAUUACCUAUCUCGACACUCCUUCACCAUGACCUCUUACCAUUGGACGAUAUCGACGACAACGUCGCCAAAGCUAUUCGCGAAUCACUGGCGCAGACGCGCGCCUCCGCGUCAUAUUCCCCAUCUGCUCCCAUUCCCAUCCCGAUGUCCCUAUAUCUGGAUCUAAUGACCAGGUCUGUGCAAGUCUGCCAGGAGAUACAUAAUCAGUCCGCAUCGUCUAACGCUGCUGCUGCCGCCAAUGGUCAGCUGAGUACAAAGCAGGUCGCGCUAGUGUGUCAAAGCAUAGAAGAUGGAGAGCAGCAUCUCAUGGUGGUGCCACACUUCUAAAGAUAAAAUGCCAUUAUUAUAGUUUCACAUUGACAUUAGAAGCCCACGUGAUCGGUAUUUUCUUUUUUACUCGAUCGGGUAAUUUAUUUAGUCGCCGCAAGAAAGAAAAAAUCUCACAGAGACCUGGAU
This is a messenger RNA of Kockovaella imperatae, 1244 nucleotides long. RefSeq lists its product as hypothetical. Bases 42 to 1115 code for a protein of 357 amino acids. The record is from RefSeq and is a predicted model, not a curated record. Lineage: Eukaryota; Fungi; Basidiomycota; Tremellomycetes; Tremellales; Cuniculitremaceae. The transcript is spliced from 3 exons.